This is a messenger RNA of Hevea brasiliensis (rubber tree), 804 nucleotides long. Its product is annotated as F-box protein At4g22390-like. The record is from RefSeq and is a predicted model, not a curated record. NCBI's taxonomy places the organism in Eukaryota, Viridiplantae, Streptophyta, Magnoliopsida, Malpighiales, Euphorbiaceae. The coding region runs from base 1 to 804 and encodes 267 amino acids. The transcript has 3 exons.
AUGAAAAAUGUCCAUCGGAUUAAAGCGUUUAAAGGCUUAAAGCGUUUUGCUAAUAUAGUGAGUACUUAUAAUGGGGUCUUUUAUCUAUCCGAUGAUGUUUAUGGCAAAUACACUGAUAGGGCUGCUUUAUGGAACCCUAGUGUUAGAAAGAUUAUUGCCAUUCCUGGUCCUAAUGUUACGUUUGCCUCACAUGGACCCUAUAUACACUCACUUGGGUUUGGUUUUGAUUCCACUACUGAUGAUUUUAAGUUGGUGAGUGUAGUGUAUUUGCAAGAUAGUGAUUUUAACUUUUAUGAGAUUCCGCCUUUGGUUGAGAUUUACAGUUUGAGAAGUAGGUGUUGGAGAAUGGUUCAUAAUGAUAUGAGAUAUGCCAUCCUCGAGUGCUCAACGUCUGCUUUUCUGAACGGAGCUUGUAAUUGGGUUGCCCCUAAGCGACAAAAGGGGGCUGUUGGAGGCGAUGUGAUCGUGUCGUUUGCUUUGGGAGAAGAGGUGUUUGGGGAAAUGGAGGUACCAGAUUUGUUUGAGUUGCGUGCUUGUUAUAACAAACGGUAUCGAGCUUUGUGCGCAAAACCUUGGGGUUUACAGAUGGUGUUGUCUUCAACGAAGUAUGAGAUAGAGAAGUUUGAUGGUGGAUCAAGUCUAUGGAAGGCAAUCGAGGAUAACUUUCCAAAAUGUAUGAAAGAGGCGGAGAAGGCUGAUCUAAAGGAGAGAGCCUUGAGUGCGAUUUUCAUGAGCGUAACUGAUAACAUCCUACGCGAGAUUGCCAGUGAAAGCUCAGCAUCUACGGCAUGGAAGAAAUUAUAG